GGUAUUAUGAUUAUUAUUAUCAAACAUGAGAGAACUGAAAAAGCCGUUUCGCAUUCAGACUAAGUUCAAUGAUGUCACCUUCAAACAUUUCAAUAAUUCUGAAUAUAUCAUAUCAUAUUGUGAUAAAGUGAUUUUUCCAAUUUCCUGACCUAAAAAUCAUUGAUUAUUGCACAUUUUCAUUACCAAAACAAUAUGAGAUAAGGCAGAGUUAUAAAACGUAUAUAUACCGGCGAAAAUGCAAUGGUUUUAUCAAAUCAGUUCAAGAUGUUGACUAAGAUACUUCUAUUAGGUUGUUGCAUCAUUGGUGCAUUUGGAGAUGAUCAAAAUGCUACAGAUACAAAUACAAACAUCUAUGAUAUCCCAUUGAAAAUUUCUGAAUUUGCAACUGUCAGUGGAAGGACUUACUAUAUCCAUGUGGUGUCUACGAUGUCACAUCCGAAAGCAAGAGUGUUCUGUCAUUCUCUAGGCAAAGCUUUGGUGAGCAUCGAGACCAAAGCGAUAAACGACAAACUCUACCAAACAAUUGGAGACAAAGUUUCCAAUAAACAAGCUUCUUUCUGGACUUCCGGCGAGAAGAUUGGUGAUAUAUGGUAUUGGACAUCCAACGGAAAACCUUUCUCUUUCACCAGUUGGGCUCCUGGUGAACCUAACGAUGCAGAUGGAAGAGAGCACUGUGUAGAGGCUUCGUAUCAACCAGAUAAAUACCAUUUACUCUGGAACGACCUCAAAUGUGACGCUGAGAGAUACGUUGUCUGUGAAGAUCUAUGAACUUGAAUGCUGUCAAUACGAACAAAAUGCUAUUUCUUGAGAAGAUAAGCAUUUAAUUACUUAAAACAUUGCUUUGUUUGAGUUUCAAAACGUUUCAUCAUUAUGAAUUUAUUAUAAUAUUCGGUUAGGAAGUUAUUUUCUGCUGAUUUGCUUUCACAUUUUCGUCAAUAAUAAAUGAAGCUUAACAUA
Leptinotarsa decemlineata (Colorado potato beetle) is the source of this 957-nucleotide messenger RNA. RefSeq names its product C-type lectin mosGCTL-1. NCBI's taxonomy places the organism in Eukaryota, Metazoa, Arthropoda, Insecta, Coleoptera, Chrysomelidae. The record is from RefSeq and is a predicted model, not a curated record.